This is a messenger RNA of Eurytemora carolleeae, 806 nucleotides long. Its product is annotated as probable G-protein coupled receptor 63. The transcript has 9 exons. The record is from RefSeq and is a predicted model, not a curated record. Bases 36 to 806 code for a protein of 256 amino acids. Gene Ontology annotation, molecular function: neuropeptide receptor activity. Lineage: Eukaryota; Metazoa; Arthropoda; Copepoda; Calanoida; Temoridae. Gene Ontology annotation, biological process: neuropeptide signaling pathway. Gene Ontology annotation, cellular component: membrane.
CAAUACUCAACAAUAUACUCAAAACAAGAAAAAAAAUGAGACGAAUUGCACUCUUAUAUUUCAUCACUAGCUGUCAGGCUGAAUUGCAACGUGUUACUUUAACAUUUAAAUACGUGAAUGGAACCUGGGUUCCUGUUGUUCCGGCCCCGUCUCCUCCAACCUACGCACUCUCCACAAAGGUUAUCGCAGCACUUUUCUUAUUUCUUCUCUUUCUAAUUUCAUUUUUUGGAAAUAUUAUUCUGAUUUCGACAAUCUCUUCUUCACUCACCCUGAGGCGCCUCUCUUACAAUCUUCUUCUUCUACAGCUGGGGAUAGUCAAGCUGUUUGAAUGUAUGCUUAAUAUCACAUUAAGCAUAGCCUAUCAAAGCACUCAGCCCUGGAUAUUUGGCAGUUUUUUCUGCUCUUUGAAUUCAAUGCUUAUGGAGAUUGUUCCUAUUGUGGAAACAGUUACAUUGUCUCUGCUAACCAUAGACAGGACUCGUGCAUUAAAGCGCACUAAUUUAUACAAGAAGAGCGUGCAUGCGAGCCCCAUGAAAUGGAAGCUACUUCUUGGGCUCAUAUGGUUCAUAAGUCUCUUCCUAUCCCUCCCUCUCCUCCCAGCACUAAUAGACUCCUGGCCAUUUCCCUUCAGAUAUUCUUGCCACCCUGUACAUGAGCUGGCAGCAUAUUACGGUAUGGUGAGCGGCAGUAUGUUUAUUAUUCCCUGGGUCUCAUUCUUUGUAUGUUCAAUCAUGAUCUACAGUACAAUUCAGGAUGAAAAGAGGAGAGAAAAUAAAGAACAAAGAGGACAGAAUAAGGAACCAUAA